Messenger RNA from Trichoplusia ni (cabbage looper), 750 nucleotides. RefSeq names its product otoferlin-like. Gene Ontology annotation, biological process: plasma membrane organization. The transcript has 3 exons. The record is from RefSeq and is a predicted model, not a curated record. Bases 97 to 597 code for a protein of 166 amino acids. Lineage: Eukaryota; Metazoa; Arthropoda; Insecta; Lepidoptera; Noctuidae.
GCCUGCCUACUUAGACAGAAGACAGAUCAUCGGCUGUCUGAACACGCGUCAUUGUAAUUACCUCGUUACAACGCACUACAAAUCAUUACACACAUAAUGAGAACUAAGUCGCCGGAGAAACGGUCUCGGCAAAAACCGGCGAGGCAACAAGCUUACAGGGUUGAGACCGAGAGGAACCCGGAAACCACACCGCAGUAUUUUCAGAUAUCAGUGAAUGUAUUGGAAGCUCGGAAGCUGAUAUGGAUGAACCCUCACUCCGCCAACUCUUACGUCAUCGUCGUCCUUGGAAAGAAAAAGCACAGGACUACUAUACGAAGGAAUAUGGAGGAGCCCUAUUACAGAGAGUACUUCAUGUUCGAGUUGUACGUAUCUAUAAGAGAUCUACAAAGGACCAGCAUCUGGCUUGCCGUCAUGGAACCUCGGUGCUGCGCGCCUCCUCGCCUCAUGGGCGAGGCCAGUAUCGACCUGGGAGCUAUUUGGUCGCAACCAAGUAAGUGGCAUCCUAAUCUUUUGAUAACGGUUUACUCUUGCGUUUUUAUCGAAAUUGCACAAUUUCUACUGGAUUCAACCGGAUUUUUCAAACAUGAGCCGCCUUAAUUACGAUAACAUUGCGUUUUUUUUUAAAUUGCGUUACGGCAGCGCGUGAAGGGAGUGGGCCAGCUGUGCAAGUCCUGGGCUUACUCAGAUCUUAUAGUUAUUUCUCUAAUAUUAACAUAAUAUCAUCCACAGGCAAGCUGAUUCAAUCUUGUU